Delphinapterus leucas (beluga whale) is the source of this 4643-nucleotide messenger RNA. The record is from RefSeq and is a predicted model, not a curated record. Lineage: Eukaryota; Metazoa; Chordata; Mammalia; Artiodactyla; Monodontidae.
CCAGAGCCCGGGCCGGCGCUGUGGCUGACGCCGGAGUGUGCCCUUCAGACCGUACCCCAAGGAGCGGGCCAAAAGGAAGCCAGUUUCCAUGUUGUGAGCUACCCUAUGGAGAGGGCCAUGUGGCAAGGAACUGAGGAACGCUUCUGGUCUAAAGCCACUGAGGAACUGAGGCCCUCAGUCCAAUGGCUCUCGGGGAAUUGAGUCCUGCUAACAGCCACAUGAGUGAGCUUGGAAGUGGAUCCGGCCCCAGCGAAUCCAACAGGCAGGCACAUGAAGUGUAUGGACAUACCUGUCAUCUCAUCUGAAUCCUCAUAAAACCCUAUGAGGUGUUUCGAGUUCUGGGGAAAGGUGCAGCCCAGCUGGAACCCAUAGCUCCUGGAAGGAUGGUUCGGAUCUUGGCCAAUGGGGAAAUUGUGCAGGACGAUGACCCUCGUGUGAGGAACACUACCCAACCACGCAGCAGCACCCCUCGACAGAGCUUUCUCAAUAGGGGCCAUGGCGCCCCGCUGGGGGGUCCCGGCCCUCGCCAGCAGCAGGCGGGCGCCAGGCUGGGUGCCGCUCAGUCCCCCUUCAGUGACCUCAACCGGCAGCUGUUGAACAUGGGCUUCCCCCAGUGGCAUCUGGGCAACCACGCCGUGGAGCCGGUGACCUCCAUCCUGCUCGUCUUCCUGCUCAUGCUGCUUGGUGUGCGUGGACUCCUGCUGGUGGGCCUCGUCUACCUGGUGUCCCACCUGAGCCAGCGGUGACCUCCGGGGGCUGCUGGAGCAGGAAGACCCUGGAGACCCCAGCGAUCCUGGUGUGUUGGCCUGAAGGGCUGUGAAUGUUGUACCAUGGCGCCAUCUGGUGGAAUGUCUCUGCAGGAGCAUGAUCUCCAUCCCUCCAUCGAAUCAUCCUUCCUCCUGGCCCAGGUGAGUGCUCCACUCAGCCAGCCCAGGCUUACGAUUGCCUUGCAUUUCCGUGAUAGCAGAACUCGGGUUUCUCGUGGAGAGUACAUGCGAUUCCACUGGAAUUAAUUUACUAUGGUCUCAUCCUGGGGUAAGACUCUUGUCUCGUUUCAUCCUCCCACAAAGAAAAAUAGACGUCUUUCCCUUUUCCACGGAUGGCGACUCUGAGGCUUGGAGAGGUUAAAGCAACUCACACGUGGUUGCACAGAGAUGGCAGAUCUGGGCUGGGACCCCUAGUGGAGGGGAGGGGGGAGGGUGCAGGGUGGCUGAGGCCCCCAGGAAGAGACUCUGUCACCAAGGGCCUUGGGCCUGUUUUGAAGAAGAGCCCCUGGUACUUAAGCCUCCAGGGUAGGAGUUGGAAUGAGAAGUCUCACACUGGGUGAUUUUCUAGUCCAGGAUUGCUGUCAUCACGGAGGUGGCCCCAGCAAGAGAGACUCACUUGUUCUCUAAGGCUGGGCUCUCUCUAGAUUGGGUUUGGGGGGAGCUGUGUCUAGUGCAGCCUGCCCAGUGCAGUGCCCACCAGCACUUCCACACUCACCUGUCUUCAUUCCGCCCAGUUUCCUUUGAUGAAUGUGAUUUUGUGAUCUGGUGCCAUUCAGGACACAGUGCCCCUUGUGUAGUGCUUGUCUUUUACAUAGGAGGCAAGGAGUAAGGGAGUCAGAUCUCCCACUUGCUAGUUGUGUGCCUCAGCUUCCUCAUCUGUGAAAUGGGGAGAAGGUGUCAUUUAGGGCUGUUGUGAGGUCCAGAUGGUAGACGUGUAUAGUACCUGGUGUGUAGCAGCGUGCCGUGGUGAUGGUUUGUAUUGGAUCCCUUCCUGCAGUGCUCAUUGGUGAAAACUGGCUGUCCUUAGCCAACAGUGUUCAGAAUGUAAUUUGCUUUUGAAAUUCCAGGAGAAAAAAAACUGAGAACAUUUCCAAUAUGGCACUUACCAGUAUACAGCAGCUACGAAGUUUGCCUCUGAGGCACUGGCCUGGGCUAGAGCCCGCUGCAGCCUAGGGGAGGUGUUUCUUUUGCAACUUUGAGCUCACCUAAUCCUGAGAAACCAUCUUCUUCUGAUGAAGUGACUAAAAUCCAGAUGCUUUCCGCAAGGGAAGGGACAAGGCAACCACAGAUGCCUGAGACAGAGUGUUCCCUUCCCUGUGACAGUGAUUCUCAACCCCUGCCGCACAAUAGAUUCACCUGGGUGGGCAGCUUUAAAACUUGCAGUGUGGGGUCCAGCCCUGGAAGCCGGGCUGGGCUGGCCAGACUUGCUCCUGGCAGAAGCCUCUCUCGCCAUGGGGAGUGGGGUCUGUGGUGCCUGUCCUUUCACACACUACUUGGUUCUUUCCUGUGCUCCCAGCCCCUGAUGAAGGCUGGGCCCUAAUCAGAGUUUAGGGAUCAUUGAGUGAAUUGCAUGAGAAGGUACAAGCGACCAGCCGAACUGAAAGGAGAAGGGCGACCCAAGGGCAGAGCUCACCCUUCCUGCCUUGGCUGGGUGGAUCCUGUGACUUCCGGUAGAUCGGGAAAAAAAAACUGUCACCUGUGCACUUGGCCUUAAUUCUCAAGUUACAAAUACAGACAGUCCCCCCUUGUCCACCCCUAGCACAAGUGGUUGAAAGAGAGGGAGGGAGGAAAUAGGGAAGGAGGGCAGGAGGGAGGGAAGAAGGAAGGAAGGAAAGAACCUGGGUCAACAGUGUAAGUGCAGCCCUGACUCAGGGCUCCUGGGGCUUGUUGUGCUGUCUGCCUGUGUCCCUGUGUUUCUCUAAAUGAAGCAGUAACCCUCCCGUAGAGACCACCAGAUGAGGACUCCCCGAGUCCCCUGGCCCCUUCGCUGCCCCUGCCUCGGGAGCUGAGGGUCCCCUCUAAGGCUGUAGUCUCCAUGCAUCCCUAUCCUUCUGCUGUGCUGCUCCCUGGGGUGGGGUCCUUAAACCAGGCCCAGCCCUGGGGUGUGGAGGGUGCAGCGACCCUGACAUCACCAUACACAGAUGUCAUGAAAAUGAUGCAUUGUGGCCUCACAGCUCAGGAAGGGAAUUGCGCUGGGGACGCUUGCUACCUUGUUUUCUCUGCGCCAUUCCCCGGGUAGUUCGGCUCUUGCCCUUUGCUCCCAAACCCUUGAGGAAACAGGACCUGCUGUAUGUGGCCUCUAACUCCCAGUGCCCUAGUUAUACGGGGUUGGAGACUCAAAUGCCUUCAGGAGCCUGGCAGGUGGCUGAGAGAACCAUGUGAAACAGCUGGGGACCAGGCUAUAGGGAGGGGUGGGGUCUGUGGAGAACUGGGCAGAGAGCAUUUGCCUAAAGGCCUUCAUGUGGCUGCACAGCACCGUGCAGGGUGAAGCUAACGCUGCCAGCAGGCCAGUCACAGGGCUCUUUGCUGUGUAGUCUCUAGAGCCUGUGUCACAGCUCCCUCUUCCCCAGUUGCCGUGUGGCCUUGGCAAAUCAAGCCUGUUUCCUCUCUGUAAGUAGGGAUAAUAAUACCCCCUAUUAGAGUUGAUGUGCUGACGAAAGUGAAGCGAUAUAUUCCUUAAAUACUGCGUAAAAUACUCUUGAUGUAGCACCUGUAUUCCCUUUCUCUGCAUGUGACAAAUUACCAAACACUUAGCACUUAAGCAACAUGUUUAUCACUUAAGUUUCUGGGCGUGGCUUAGCCAGGUCUUCUGCAAGGCUGCAAACAGGAACCCCAGGACUGGGUUCUCAUCUAGAGGCUCGACUGGGAACAGUUCGCUUUCAAGCUCUUCGGGGUAUUUAUUGGCAGACCGCGCUUUCUUGCCGCCGUAGGACUCAUGGCAGCUCUUUCUUCAAAGCCAGCAAUGGAGAGAGACUCUUAAGCAAGUCCACCAGCAAGACCGAGUCUUACAUAACGUAAUACAAUCAUGGGAGAGACAUCCGGUCACCUUUGCCGCACUCUGUGGGUUAGAAGCAAGUCCCAGGGCCCGCCUACAGUCGAGGGGAGGGGAUCCCAGAAAAACAUGAACAUCAGGAGGCCAGAUCACGUGGCCACCUGAAAGUCCAUCCGCCACAGCACCUGAAAGAUUGUUGGACAUCAUUACGAUUGAUUGGGUGCCACAACAUGCCAGGCAGUGACGCGGGGGUCGGAGGGGGGGGAGUUCGUACAUAUCAUUCCAUCUAUUUUUACUGUUCUAUGAGUAAACGGAAACUCAGAGAGGCCAAGCAAGUUAUCUAAACUCAUCCAGCUAGUAAGCGACACAGCAGGAUUUAAACCCAGGUCUCUGCUGUCUUCCCUAGACAUGACAUUCGAGGUCAGGGUCAACUUCAAGCCAUCCCUGAGGAGCCCUCUAACACCCCAAAAGUAUUUUGUUCUGGAGGUCAGCUCUUUCCCUGGGUUCAAGUCCUUCAGCUCUUGUUCUGCUAGGUCCUGUCCUUGGCUGCUGAAUUUCUCUGUACCGCCUUCCUUUCGCUCUGUCCUCAGACACUCCUUGAAAUGGUUUGGGUUUCUUGCCCCAGAUUUACAUUCAGCUUCAAUUUAUCUGUCCAUGAUUUUUGUCUCUUUUUAACUCCUUCCCACUCAACAAAACUCUACAAACACUCUCCUAUGAGGAAAGCCCUGGGCUGGAGACUCCCUCUGCCCCCAACAUUCUUACAGUCUAAUGAAGAGGCAGCAUGUUCAUUACUAACCCCAGUCCAGUGGUUCAGAGCUUUUUGAGGAUAAGGACAAUUAAAAACUAAAACAAUACUGUUCUUAAAGAAGAUUAAAAUCAUUUUC